Messenger RNA from Rubroshorea leprosula, 586 nucleotides. The record is from the annotation of a GenBank genome assembly. Lineage: Eukaryota; Viridiplantae; Streptophyta; Magnoliopsida; Malvales; Dipterocarpaceae.
AAGGGGUGGAUGUUGGUUGUGGUUUAUGUAGAUAGUUGGUGGAAGAUUGGGAUCAUUUGUUUUGUGAGUGUAGGGAAGUUUGGUUAUUAUGGAUGCAGGUGUUGUUGCGGUGGGGUGUGGAGGUGUUUUUCCUAAUACUAUUUAGUGAUUGGCGGAAUAUUGAGUGUUGGGUGUGGGGGGGCAGUUGUGUAGAUAGGAGGUGGCUAGACUUAUAUUUUUGGUGGUAAAUUGGUAUAUUUGGUGCUGGAGAAACCCAGGUAUUUGGGACUGAAUCGUGUUAUAGAGAAAAUAUGUUGGGAUCUAUUCAAGCCAAAACCUUUUUAGGGAUUAAAGGUUAGGAAGUUGGGUGUGCAUUCUCUUUUUGUAAUUGGACUCAAAGGCCGGUGGAUUGUGUAAAGGAAAUUGUUAGGUUCAGAAGAAAUAAGAAGGUUUUCAAAGUGCAGCAAAGUUGAUCGGUUUUAUUUGUAGGAUGGACCUUUUGUUUUGCUAUGUAUUUUUUAUUCAAACUAACAUGCCCAACAUGUAAUGGUUUCUAUUGACUAGGAGUAUUUCUUAUACUCCUAAGUAAUAAAAUUCAGUUUUGUUU